CUUCCGGGAGUCAUUUAGAUAAAAGCAAACCCAAUACCCCAAGCUCCAAUGAAACUACUUCCGUUGACCCUAGUGCUGAGCUUGCUGGCUUGUGCAUCAAUUAGUCAAGCCCAUGGGCAGGACUGGGAUAAACUCACAAAGUGCGCCAGGGUGGGCACCACAGUGGCUGCCGAAGUUCUCAGGAAUUUGAUUCCGGAACUGCGAACUUAUCUGAACUGCGUCGACUUCAAUCCGCCACCAAAUCCUUCAAAUUGCAUUCUCGGAUACAUUAAAGUAGCUUACGAGCUGCUGAAACGAAGCGUCAAUGGGAACAUUAAUUGUCUGGUAGAUCCCCUAAAGAGAGGCAUCGAAUUCCUGAAGCCUAACAUCGCCGAGGUUGACGAUUUGAAAUGUCUCGAUUAAACCGUCUAAAUUUAUUAUCAUUUUCGAAAUAAAGUUUAGAGCAGCUUGCUGUAC
Drosophila serrata is the source of this 456-nucleotide messenger RNA. RefSeq names its product Accessory gland protein 53Ea (gene Acp53Ea). NCBI's taxonomy places the organism in Eukaryota, Metazoa, Arthropoda, Insecta, Diptera, Drosophilidae. The record is from RefSeq and is a predicted model, not a curated record.